UCCUGAGUCAGUGCGCCGCAGCGGCGUCUCUCCCGCACAUCCGGGUGUCGCCUCCACAGCGCAGACGCGUCGCGGUGAUUGCAGCGCUUUGCGUUUCCGCGUUAGCAGCGGGGGGAACCAGCCGAGGGGAGGGAACGGAGCACAGCGAGAUUGGCCAAAUCUAACUGGAUUACUCUGCCCGUGUCGCGAUUAAAAUGAAAAAGAAGUGACAUUCGAGCCGGCGGCCGUGUUUAGGAAAUGAGCGUGGGAUUAUGACACGAGACGGGAUGACAACACUGCCUGACAUGUGAGACAUCAGGACAAAUACAACAACAGUGCGCUUGUGUGGCUGUCUCCGCCACCGUCUGUUUAUGCACAUUUUGCAUUCGUUUCGAAUUUGCUGGAGGCAAUAUGAAGAAGUUUAAUAUCAGGAAGGUGCUGGACGGCUUGACUGCGGCGUCCUCUUCCUCCUCCUCCGCCGCCGCGUCCCCUCAAUCGGGAAACAGGGAGAAUGACAUGAUUCAGGAGACUCUGCAGUCAGAGCAUUUCCAGCUCUGCAAGACAAUGCGACAUGGCUUUCCCUGUCAACCCUCCUCCAUGGCUUUUGAUCCUGUGCAGAAAAUUCUGGCUAUUGGCACACAAAGUGGAGCCCUGAGACUAUUCGGCCGAGCAGGAGUGGAGUGUUACUGCCAGCAUGAGAGCGGAUCGGCUGUCAUCCAGCUGGAGUUUCUUGUCAAUGAAGGGGCGCUGGUUAGUGCUUUGGCAGAUGACAGUAUUCAUUUGUGGAAUCUGAGGCAAAAACUUCCAGCCAUCCUUCAUUCUCUAAAAUUUAAUCGGGAGAGGAUCACGUUUUGCCAUUUGCCGUUUCAGAGUAAAUGGCUGUACGUGGGCACAGAAAGAGGGAACAUUCACAUUGUCAAUGUGGAGUCCUUCACCCUCUCAGGCUAUGUGAUCAUGUGGAACAAAGCCAUUGAACUUUCCUCAAAGACUCACCCUGGACCUGUGGUUCAUAUCAGCGAUAACCCUAUGGACGAAGGGAAACUUUUAAUUGGUUUUGAGUGUGGCAUAGUUGUGCUGUGGGACUUGAAAUCGAAGAAGGCUGACUAUCGGUACAGCUAUGAUGAGGCGAUCCACUCUGUGGCUUGGCAUCACGAGGGGAAACAGUUUGUGUGCAGUCACUCAGAUGGCACGCUUACCACAUGGAAUGUACGCGCUCCUGCCAAGCCUGCCCAGAUCAUUACGCCACAUGGUAAACAGCCCAAGGAUGGAAAGAAGCCCGAGCCAUGCAAACCCAUCUUGAAAGUGGAGUACAGAACUACCAGGGCAGGGGACCCAUUCAUGAUACUGUGUGGAGGUUUGUCAUAUGAUACAGUGGGUAGGCGAGCCUGUCUGACUGUGAUGCAUGGGAAAAGCACUGCAGUGCUGGAGAUGGACUACCCCAUAGUGGAUUUCCUUACGCUGUGUGAAACCCCAUAUCCAAACGAUUUCCAGGAACCUUAUGCGGUUGUUGUCCUGCUGGAGAAGGAUUUGGUUGUCAUUGACCUUGCACAAAUUGGGUAUCCGAUCUUUGAGAAUCCGUAUCCUCUGUCCAUCCAUGAGUCUCCGGUGACCUGCUGUGAAUAUUUUGCGGACUGUCCGGCUGAAGUCAUUCCUGCACUUUACUCAGUGGGCUCCAGACAGAAGAGACAAGGGUUCAGUAAGAAGGAAUGGCCCAUAAGUGGAGGUAACUGGGGCCAGGGAACACUAAGUUUCUCAGAGAUUAUCAUCACUGGGCAUGCUGAUGGAUCGAUCAAGUUUUGGGAUGCCUCAGCAUUAAUGCUGCAGGUUUUGUAUAAGCUGAAAACAGCGAAGGUGUUUGAGAAGCCCCGCGGUAAAGAGGAGAAAUCCAGUACUGAAAUUGUGGAUGAAGAUCCGUUCGCCAUCCAGAUCUUGUCCUGGUGUCCAGAGAGCCGUGUGCUUUGUGUGGCUGGAGUAUCAGCUCAUGUCAUAGUCUACAGGUUCAGCAAACAGGAAGUCACCACUGAAGUAGUUCAGCUCCUGGAAGUGCGUAUGCAGUGUGAGCUGAAUGAAGUGGAGACUCCCGAGGGCGGAGGCGAACAGGCGUCAGCUGUUUCCACCCCAGGAACCUCAUCCAGCCCUCAGACCAGCCUGCCUCAGUCCCACCCCUCCACCAGCAGCAACAACUCGUCUGACGGCCUGCGAGAUAAUGUGCCCUGUCUCAAGGUCAGGAGUUCUCCUCUCAAACAGUCUCCGGGCUACCAGGUGGAGCUGCUCAUUCAGCUGGUGUGGGUCAGCGGGGAGCCGCCACAACAGAUCACCAGCCUGGCCGUCAACUCUGCAUAUGGCCUAGUUGCUUUUGGCAAUGGAAAUGGUCUUGGUGUGGUUGAUUACCUUCAGAAAACUCUGCUUCUGAACAUGAGCACAGCUGAGCUGUACGGCUUCACAGAUCCUCACCACAGACAACCACACUCACCCCGCAAAACCAGACAGCCCUCGGCAGACACUCUGCAUAAGAAGUCUUGCAUGUCCGGCCUCUCUAACUUUUAUUCUGAAUCUGUGAAAAAGCUUCGUUCUUCUUACCUCAGUCUUUGUGAUGGUAAUGAUGCAUCAGCCACACCAGAGGAGAGAUGCAAAUCACCAACUUCAGGCUCCGGUUCACCGUGCAAUUCUGAUGAAGACAGCAAACAAAAGUUUAUUGACAAGGUGAAGUCCAAAAGCAAGCGGAUAUCCAAGACUGUUGCCAAUGACUUUGCUAAGAUAUCCCGGAAAAUUAACAUGAUUGCUGAUCAGAAAGAUGACGCCAGGGACAACUCGUUCAGCCGCUCACGCAGCUCCAGUGUGACCAGUAUUGACAGAGAGUCACGCGAGGUCAUUUCCUCCUUCUACUUUUGUGACUCCCUGUCCAAGAAGAGCGAGACUGUGGCAGUGCCCAGCCUGUGGGUUGGCACCUCAUUGGGCAGCAUGCUGGCCAUCGCCCUCACUGUGCCCUCCACACCAGAGCAGAGGAUGCAACAGUCCAUGGGCGUCUCUUUCUGUGGUCCAGUAGUGCGCUUGAAGGGAGGUAUUUUGCGCAUGGCUCAGCUGAAUGCCAGCGGGACCCUUCUGCCCCACGUAUACGAGUCCUGGUAUGAGCCCAACGCCCCUGAGGAGGAGAGAGAACGGCCACGGAGACGCCGGCCCACCUCGCCGCCUCCAUCUCAGGAGAACCCGGACUGUCAGUACAUUGUGGUCUGCUCAGAGAAACAGGCUAAGGUGGUGGCGAUGCCCUCCCAAAACUGUGUCUAUGAACACAACAUUACAGAGACCUCCUUCGUACUUAGAGCAGAUGUGGUGACGAUGACUGCAGGGGUCGGCAUCGCCUGCUUCUGUGCCAAUGGCCAUAUCAUGACCCUCAGUUUGCCCAGCCUGCGGCCACUGCUAGAUGUGAACUACCUUCCCCUGACAGACAUGAGGAUAGCCAGAACCUUCUGUUUCUCAAACCAAGGCCAAGCCCUGUACCUCACAUCGCCCACUGAGAUCCAAAGAAUCACCUAUAGCCAGGAAACCUGUGAUAACCUGCAGGAGAUGCUUGGAGAGCUGUUUACUCCAGUGGAGACACCAGAGGCUCCAAACCGAGGCUUCUUCAAGGGCUUAUUUGGAGGCGGGGCUCAGUCCUUAGACAGAGAGGAUCUAUUCGGAGAGGUGUCUGCUGGUAAGGCUUCACGCAGCCUGGCGCAGCACAUCCCAGGUCCAGGUGGUAUGGAGGGCAUGAAGGGGGCCGCUUCCGGUGUGGUGGGAGAGUUGGCACGGGCGAGGAUAGCUCUGGACGAGAGAGGACAGAAACUAGGCGAGCUGGAGGAGAGGACAGCAGCCAUGAUGUCCAGCGCUGACUCCUUCUCUAAACACGCGCAUGAUAUGAUGCUGAAAUACAAGGACAAGAAAUGGUACCAGCUCUGAGGUCCCUGCAGGGAGUCAGCGGACCUUCCUAUGAAGACAGCAGAUCCAUCAUCUCUCCUCCGUUUCUUCCUUCUCUUCCUGUAUCUUUCUCUCUCUGUGAUGUCCAGAGACUGCCACUCGCGCUCAGCACAACGUCACGCGGCAUUACCUCGAGCUGAGGAGCUGCGGAAAGACAGAGGAGACAGGAGGGGAAGGAACGGGACAGGCGAAACGCAUCACGACGGGAUUUCCUUCCCUUCUCGGUGGCAGUUGAGUUUCCUCUCCUGAUCUUGUCUUGGGAGAGGAGGCCCAUCACCGGUGCUGCCCCUGUCUUAUACCUUCAUCCGCCACGCUGUCAUUUUCACUGCCAUUCUGUCUGCAAAGAAACUACGGAAAGGACCUUUUUGGGAUAUGAAAGAUUUAAGAUGAAUGAAAUGGGUCAGAGGGACAUAGAGCUGACAAAAGAAGGUCUAACGUCUGCAGCAUUGCCAAGCUUAAUGCUUCUGAUAAUCUGUCACUAGAGCAAGAAUAGGAUGCAUGUCUAGUGAUUUAAUUUAGGAAAUUAGUGCUUUUUCUCAUUUUUGGAAUUGGGAUGAAUCUCAUCUAGCUAAUAUUUCACCCCAAAAUCAAUAUUUUGCAUAAAGAAAACCUGUUUUUAGGAGGCAGGCAUGUUCUUUAAGCAAAAUAUUACAUAAGUUUGAUUUUAGGUUGAAGCAUAACUAGAUUUCAUGAGAUUCACCCAGUAAUCAUGUUAGCUAUGGAAAAGGUCGGCUUGUCUUACAUAAGGUGUGAUGAAGUACCAUUUAAUUUCACCUCUAAAGGGCUGGAAGUUGCUGUAUUUACCACAUAUCAUGUGAUUAUUUUGCCAUAUGAAAUUGCAGACGAGCCUGGGCAGCAAAGCUGAUCUGAUCAUGUAUCAUUUUGUUGUUCUUUCGUCUAAAGGACGUAUUGGUUUACACUGAUCAGGUCUCAAAAGAGCUUUUAGGGAAGAGCUCUGACUUUGAUGUACACUAUACGCUGUGUUGACACUGGAGAAAGAUGUUCAUUUUAAGUAUAUAUAAAGAUCUAAUUAGCGUGACUGUCUAAAAAUGUGUCUGGCUCAUAUUACACCAAAAUCAAAAGAAAAAAUAUUUAGCAUGAAGACAAAUAAGUUUUUGUAAGAUUCAUUUUUGCUUCAUGCUUAGACAAAAACACUGUAAUACAAUUUAAAUCCGCGUAAAUUAAAGGCUACCACUAUGAUAUAUAAAUAUUUAUCAAUUUAAAUGUUUUUUAACAUUUUGGUAAAUUUAUUUAUUCAUUUUCUUUCAUUACAGAAUAAAAAUGUGCCUAAUUAUUCACAGUGCAAAAAAUUGGUUUGAUUUUCUGUAAACUGUAAUUUCUGAUUUCUCUGAUUUUUGGGGGCGAAAUAUGACCCAGACGUGCUUUUAAAAGGUUUCACCAGUAUGAAUAUAUGCUGGUUAUAUACAAACAGAGAUCUGGAGCACGUGAAUUAUUUUUGAUCUACAGGAGCAGGAUAUUUUUAGUGAGAGCUGGGAAGUGUGAGGCAUGAUCUUGAUUAUGUGCCUUGUGAUGAAUGACAUGUCAGAAACCCGUCUGCUCUCCGGACACGAGGGACACCGGUGGAAUGUGCCGAGAGUACUGAUUCUUCAUAUGCAAAACAGGUUCCUCCUCCUCCUCCUCCUCCUCCUCCUCAUUUCCCAUGAUGCAACUGCUCCUGGACGAGGAAAUCUCGAGGCUUAUGCGAGACGCAGUACAGUACCUGGUGACUUCCUCCUCUGAAGUACAUGACGAAUGGAUUUCUCUGUGUAUUUUCUAAGAAGCCUUUUCGGAUGGACUAAUGCAUGAGUUUGUCAUCCUCACAGAGAGGUGAAUAUAUCUAUCUCUGUGUUUGUUGCUGCAGUGGAGGUGACCACUAAAUGUUCAAUGCAACUCCAUACUCUCGAUCAGCAGCCCACGGAUGGGGGUUACCUUCUGCCUUUGCUUUGCGACCCAUGAAUAUAUGCUAACCUCGACUUCUGUGCGUAUACGUGUGUUCGUGAACAUACAUGUAUGCAAGAAUAUGUGUAUGCUCACGUUUAUAUAAACUAAAGAUACCAUAUAUUUGAAAGCAUAUGUUGGGAUGUUUUCUUUAAGUGUGUUUUCUUAUUUAUGAGGUGCAAGAAAUUGCUGCUAUUUGUGUUUAAAAUUAGGAGAAUCUGUCGAAUCUGUUGACGCUUGUUGUUUUCCAAUCAGGCGUAAGAAAGAGUUAGUUCUCUCAAAAAUGAAGAUUUGCUGAAAACGUACUCAUCCUCAGACCAUUCAAGAUGCAGAUGAGUUUGUUUCUUCAUGGGAACAGAUUUGGAGAAAUAUAGCAUUACGUCACUUGCUAAAGUGAAUGGGUGCCGUCAGAAUGAGAGUCCAAACAGCUCAAUAAAACAUUACAAUAAUCCACAAGAGUCCAGUCCACCCAUUAAUGUUUUAUGAAGCAAAAAGCUGUGUGUUUUUAAGAAACAAAUGAAUCUUUAAAGCGUUUUAACUAUAAACCAUUGCCUCUCGCAAAAAAUAUAUCCAUAAUCCAUAAUAAUGCUUCUUCCACUGAAAAAGUCCAUCCCCAGUUGUUCUGACAUUAAAUUCCACCCAUAUAUUUGUUUAGAGCUGUUCUGAACCGUUUUCACUUGUAAAUGGCACCUGAUUUGUGCAUAUUUUUCUCCGGAUUAAGGCAAGACAACUUUUUCAUUGGUGAAAGCAAAAUUAUGGACUCAAAAGGAUGGAUUUGUUUCUUACAAAUGCAUAGUUUUUUUGCUUCAGAUGUUGUUAACUGAUGGACUGGAGGGGUGUGGAUUACUUGUGGAUUAUUGUGAUGUUUUUAUCAGCUGUUUGGACUCUCAUUCUGACGGCACCCAUUCACUGCAGAGGAUCCAUUGGUGAGCAAGUGAUGGAAUGCUACAUUUCUCCAAAUCUGUUAUGAACAAACAAACUCCAUCUUGGAUGGACUUGAGGAUGAGUCAGCAAAUUUUGGUUUUUGGGUGAACUAUUCCAUGAAAGCUUUUCCGUUUGUUUUGUUUUUUUGUUUGUCACAUUGCUGCCAAAUGUUGUGAAUAUGAAUAUUUCUGAAGACAAACUUGAGAGUGCUGAUGCUGUCAAAGUUACUGAAGAUGGUGGCCGUGAUCUGACUAGACUCCAAAGAGUUGCUUUGCUGUGAAAGUAGAUCUAACAGAGAGGAGAGGAUGUUCCUUAUAAUUUAAAACAUCAGUGUCAUGGCAUCUCUACAUGUAUAGAUAGAUGGAUAGACAGAUAGCAAACUACUCCUGUUGCCAUGGUGUUUGUGUAAAUAUCUACCAAAAUUGCAAUUUUCAAUGUUGAAAAUCUAAUCCAGCUUCUCUGCUUCAUACAUAUAUAUAUAUAUAUAUAUAUACUUUUUUUUUUUUUUUUCUAUGAGCAGUUGUGUGGUUUUGCACUAUAUGUUUUAUAUCGUAAUGACAUCAAAGUCAUUUUAUUAUUAAUAUUUUUGUAGUUGGCAUUGGUCUUUAUUUUGGACAUUUUGUUUCUUUAAGAAGGACCAAAAUUAGACGGAUGCUAUGUGUAAAUGUGGCUCACACUCUCAGAUUUGUCCUCAUUGCCAGUUUAAUGAUAUUUGAAUGACAUUUGAAAUAUAUAUAUAUAUAUAGAAAUAUAUAAUUUACUUUUAAUUUACAAAUGAAUACUUUUAUUAUAUUGUUUGAAAGGAAAGGAUGCAUUUUAAGAUGAACUGGUUGUGUAUAUAUUCUCGCUGAAUCGAACAUGAAAUCUUUUCUGGUGAGCCAUCUGCUUGGUUGUCUGUGGAAGACUGAAAGACGACCUGAAGAAUCUCUGAAAUCACUGGCCAUCUCUGUGUACUGUUUGUCCUCUGAUUUCUCUUGCACAAAAGGCAGCAUGAUAUCGUGUUUACAAACUUGAAACAUCCUUCUACAUUAUAUUUUGGCUCUUUUUCUUUAGUCCUGCUAGUGAGAUGUUUGUAAAGGAACAAAUCACGAGUAUUUACUCUCUAUUAUUGAUGAUUAUGAAGGCGAGAUUUUUUUUUCCUGAUAGUAUACUCUCAGCAUUGUUAUUUGAGUUUCCCUGAACAUCGUCGCUGUACUCCAGAAAAAGAAAAAGAAAAACUCUCCUGAAAAGGGUCGGUUUUGGGGAAGAUUCCCCGUGGGGUUACAGGUUUUCUCAUCAUAGCCAAUUUAUUGUACAGUUUUAUUAUUCAAACUUUCACAUGAAUGUUUGUCUUAAUCUGCUGCCACCCAACAGUUUAGGAAACAUGUUUAUAGACAUAACUGUGCAAUGGAAAAUAAAUGUAACAGAAAGAUUUCUUUA
Molecule: messenger RNA, 8214 nt
Organism: Onychostoma macrolepis
Lineage: Eukaryota; Metazoa; Chordata; Actinopteri; Cypriniformes; Cyprinidae
Gene: stxbp5b
Product: syntaxin binding protein 5b (tomosyn)
Exons: 29
Coding region: 391-3915 (1174 amino acids)
Biological process (GO): regulation of protein secretion; regulation of exocytosis
Cellular component (GO): plasma membrane; SNARE complex; cytoplasm
Molecular function (GO): myosin II binding; syntaxin binding; GTPase activator activity
Source: RefSeq, a predicted model, not a curated record